Messenger RNA from Ylistrum balloti, 1080 nucleotides. Its product is annotated as arginine kinase-like. Lineage: Eukaryota; Metazoa; Mollusca; Bivalvia; Pectinida; Pectinidae. The transcript is spliced from 6 exons. The record is from RefSeq and is a predicted model, not a curated record. Gene Ontology annotation, molecular function: creatine kinase activity. The coding region runs from base 1 to 1080 and encodes 359 amino acids. Gene Ontology annotation, biological process: phosphocreatine biosynthetic process.
AUGUCGACCACGUCUUUAUUGGAACAUUGGAACAGACUAAAACAUGCAAAAUCGACUUCAUUUCUGAAGAGAAACAUGACAGAACUUAUCUUUAGACAGCUGAAAGACAGGGUUACCUUUCACAAUGGAACGUUAUUGGACUGCAUCAAAGGAGGGUGUAUCAACCUUGACAGCGGAUGUGGCAUGUAUGCCUCUGACCCUGAAGCAUACGAUGUGUUCUCGGAAAUAUUCCACCCGGUCAUUAAAGAUUACCAUAAAGUUGAUCAGGUCAGUCAUCCUAACCCAGAUUUUGGAGAUAUUAACAAUCUUGGGUUCGGAGAUCUCGAUCCUUCAAAGAGGUAUAUAUCUUCCACUCGUGUCCGUGUGGGGCGCUCACAAGCGGGCUUCCCUUUUCAUCCUACUGCCAAACUUAAGGAUCGCAUUGAACUGGAAUCUAGGGCUAAGAAUGCUUUGGAAACCUUCAGUGGGGAGUUGAAGGGAUCCUAUUUUCCAUUGGGUGAGAUGAGUAAAGCCAAACAACAUGAAUUGACUGAAGAUCACUUUCUCUAUUUACAGGAUAAUAGAUUUCUUGGUGAUGCCAACGUGUACGAUGAUUGGCCGAUUGGACGUGGGAUAUUCUACAACCCAGCAAAGACUUUUUUGGUAUGGGUGAAUGAAGAGGAUCAUCUCAGGUUCAUCUCUAUGCAGGAGGGCAGUGAUUUGGGAACCGUUUAUAAACGGUUGGUCACGGCCCUGAAAUUUGUUGACGAGAAUACUGACCUGAAGUUCGCCCACCACCCCAACAUGGGCUACCUAACGUACUGUCCCUCCAAUCUCGGUACCACACUGAGGGCCAGUGUACAUAUCAAAAUACCAUGUCUUGCGGGCCAACCGUAUUUCCAUGAUUUCUUAGAAAAAUAUCACCUGCAAGUAAGAGGAGUCAAUGGAGUGCACACGGAAAUGGUUGGUGAUGUUUACGACAUCUCCAACAAGAGAAGACUGGGUUUAACCGAGAUCCAGGUUGUUCGAGAAAUGAUCAAAGGCGUUGAGGCUGUACUCGCCGAAGAAAAGAGGUUGGAUGGCAGUGACACAACACUGUAA